AUGUCAAUCAUUCCUCACAGACCUCCAGAUACUCCACUGAUGCAAUUUUAUUCAACUGGGAAGUAUUCAAAGCCUAUAAGUGAGAGAAAAUUUAAGCCCAGUGCUGCUGAGCCAGGCCCUGCUGCUAGAAUGUCUGAAAGAAAUCUCCAACCUCAUGAUGAAAUAAACGUAAAAGCAAUAAAUCAAAGUAAAUUCUCGAAGAGGCACUACAGGCCUGACAAUUAUGUGAAAUUGGAAAAAGAAGCAAAUAGAAUUGAUAUGAGACAGACAGACAGCAAUCUCACCUUGAACAAGGUGCAUAAUAUGAAAAGAGAUAUUGAGAUAAACAGGAAGAACUUGGCUAAUAACUUUGGAGAGCCACUCAACCAGUUCAACGUUGCACGAAAUGUUCAAAAAUCUGAAUUUGAGAAAUUAAGAAGUGAGCAACUAAAUUCUAAAAGAUCAAGUUCAGGGAUGAUUAGGACCUCUAGAGGAAAAGAAAUAGCAGAGGCUAUGUUGAGAAGAACUAAUGAUGAAAAUGGAUAUUACAACAACACAAAACAUUUAUUCAUGACUAAAAAGCGAAAUUCAGGUCAAUACCAAAAUACUAUUCCUGACUAUUUAAGAAUUCUUGAGAAACCUCAGAAUAACGCUGAUCCUUCAAAAGCUAAAGGCUUCAAUGGGACAAUGACUAUUGUAUCUAGAAAUCAAGGUUGGAUCACUGUAACACCAAAGAAUCAAAAUAGAAAAUAAGCCUGUUGAGAAAUUUGGAGUUUCAGGAGAUGCAGCCAAAACAUCAAAACUGACUCCAAACUGGAUGCAUUGUCAAUACCCUAAAAACACAACUGAUCCAAUGCAGGCUGGAGUCAUCUCAGAGCAUAAUAUGAGACUAGAGAAAAAGAGAGUCUAUCUUGUCCCAAAGGAAAAACCACAAAAUAUAUGGAAAGAACUAGAUCCAGAGACUACUCAACACUUGCAUGAAAAUCACCGGAAUAUCAUAAACCAAGCCCAAUCCACCAACAUGGGAAAUACUAUGAACUGGAGAGAAAAUAUGGCAAAACAAAGGUUCGAUAAGAAAGUAGCAGGCAAAAUAGGGUCUUAUCACGGCUAAAUUAGAUAAUUAUCGUUACAAUUCAAUAUU
This is a messenger RNA of Moneuplotes crassus, 1120 nucleotides long. Lineage: Eukaryota; Ciliophora; Spirotrichea; Euplotida; Euplotidae. The record is from the annotation of a GenBank genome assembly.